Chenopodium quinoa (quinoa) is the source of this 2596-nucleotide messenger RNA. Its product is annotated as pentatricopeptide repeat-containing protein At1g06270-like. Bases 786 to 1817 code for a protein of 343 amino acids. The transcript is spliced from 2 exons. Gene Ontology annotation, molecular function: protein binding. The record is from RefSeq and is a predicted model, not a curated record. Lineage: Eukaryota; Viridiplantae; Streptophyta; Magnoliopsida; Caryophyllales; Amaranthaceae.
AGAAAUAAUGGAAAAGGUAAUUAGGAGACUGUUUUUUCACAAAAUGUAAUUAGGAUAAUGUUUGAGAAAUGCUAAAAUAUUUAACUUAUGCAAAACAAACCCAAAUGCUACCUCAGCUACGCUAAUGUAAAGUUUUUGUGAGACAGUAAUCACCCCAUAAAAUCUGUUCAAGGAUAAGUGUUGUAAAUCUUGUAAUACACAUUAAAUGAAUAAAUGACCCGAUUAAGUUAGUACCGUCAAAUACCACCAGUCCACCACCCAGGUACCUCAUGCUCGAUUUGAUGUAUCAUUUUGUGAUAUUAAAAAUGUAAUGCAAUUACUGUUCAUUUAGGCUAUAUCAAUUCUUGUUUUUAAUGAAAGAGGACAAAACAGAGAUUAAUAUCCUAAAUCUCUCUACUUUUGAUCUCUUUGAAAUCCUUAGUAUUAAAGCAAAAAUAAGGUUGUUGCUAGAAUUUAGAAUUAGAUAUAAUGAAUUAAUGAUGAGCUAUUGGAAGAGACCCAAAGUUCAGAAAUCAGAAAAUUCUACUAAUACCAGAAGUCCAGAACAAAUACUUCUAUAAAAGGUGAUCUUUUUUAUAUGCUUCAAAACAUUAUCAUCGUGCUUGCGUAUCAGGUGUGGGAUCUGCUUUGUAUAUUCUUAAAUAUCCUUAAUCAAUCUUGCCUACAAGGUGUUCGACAAUAUGCCUAAACGACCAAACUACCAGAAUUUGUCACUUUUGAGUUUGAUUUAUUAACAAUAACAUUCAGCUUUUUAAUCUUCUUGUUAAUUAGUUUAUAUUAGGAAUAUGGCUCUCCUAUCAUCCAGAAUUACCAGAAUUCAUCAGCAAUUUUGUGGCCCUUUCCUCAGAUUUUCAUCCUUAUAUUCAGGAAUAUCCCAUAAACCAGUUGAAGAAUCAAUAAAAAUAGCAAUUUCAAACAAAACAUAUGAACAAAUCCCUGAUAUCUUAAAAACCUCAGAAGAAUCCUGCAAGAAAUAUAACCCCUUUUCAUUUCUUUCCUCAUUCACAUUGAUUCAUAGAACCAAAGUAGUUGAUGAAAUGUUACAGUCUUUCAUAUCUUUUAAACCUCAUUCAUGCCUUAAAACUACAUAUCACUAUCUGUUAAGUUAUAUCCUUCAGAGCUCUCACCCUUUUCCGCUUGCUCUUGCGACCCUCCAACGUACGCUUCGUUCCGGGUGUACCCCUGUACCUCAGACUUACCUUUCUCUGUCUUCUGCUUGGAUGUAUCACCAACAGCAAUUUGAGUCAGUGCCCAGCAUUCUUCUAGCUAUGAAAUCAAUUGGGUAUCGCCCCGAUUGUGGAACUUGUAACUUCAUCAUUAAGUCUCUUUGUGCUGUUGAUCAGUUGGAAGAGGCUAUAGAGGUGCUUAGGGGAAUGAUUGAGGUAGCAUGUAUUCCUGAUGCUGAGAGUUACUGUACUAUUAUAGCUGCAUUAUGUGGAAUCCGGAAGACGGACAAGGCAUUGGCAUUAAUGAAGGAAAUGGUAGGAAAAUUAAACUUAUCACCAAGGCAAGGAAUAUUGGUGAGGUUAGUGGCUGCAUUACGUGCUAACAAGGAGAUAUGGAGAGCGGCUGAGGUGAUUGAAUUCCUAGUAAAGAAGGGGUUCCAUGUUGGGUUUGAGAGCUUCGAGCUUCUGCUUGAGGGUUGCUUGGAGUGUAAUGAGUUCAUUUUAGCAGGAAAGAUGGCAAUGCUGAUGACUGAGAAAGGUUACAUACCAUACAUUAAGGUCAGGCAAAAGGUGGUUGAAGGAUUGGCUGGAGUUGAUGAGUGGAAGCUCGCUUGUGCAGUUAGGCACAGAUUUUCAGAAUUGAACUCAUAACUUUAUCUGAUGAAUGUGAAGAAAGGGCUACGAGGGGUAAUAAAGAAUAGUCUGUGCUGCAUCAAUUUUGUUCAGGUGCUCUGUUCUGUAUGCAUACUUCAUGCAAAGUAAAUUAUUUGAAUGGAAGCGAAGCCAUCAUCAACUUGUAGUUACCUACUUAUACAAGAGUACUUAAUGCUAGAUGUCUUCUCAAUCCAUUUAGGAGUCUUGCAGCUGACAAAUUUCUAUAAAAGGAAUUUUGCUAACAAUAUUGUAAUGUUCUUUUAUACUGAUUAAUUCUUUAUAAAGAAGAUUAGAUUUAUAUUUUGGUGAGAAAAAUUUCUGCGUUAGUUUUCUGAUUAAAUGUAUCAUAUCUUAUCGCUUCAAAAGUUUUUCUUUGCUUUUAAGUGAUUACUCUGCUAGGCCCAGCCUCUGAAAACAAAGCUCAUUAUGUUUUUCUUUUCAAUAUGCCCUACCUUCCGUAAUUUCAAUUCUUAGGAAAUUAUUUGCACUGUUUUUCGUAUUGCACAUCUUUGACUGUUCCUAUGUAAAAACACAUUAAUAAUUUUAUGAUUUUUCAUGCCUCUAUAACAGAAAACUGCCUGUACUCUAUGUUCUUGAUGAUUGAUGGAGUUUUCAACUGUAGAUCUCUAAGGUCCAUUUACAUAACAAUUUUAACAUCUGCUUCAUUCCAGAAAGUAUUAUAGGCUAUGAGUAGUUUGUAUGUCAUGCUUGUUGAUUCCAACCAUGUACUACUGUAUAUCUUGGAUGAUUUCUGAGACCAGACUGUUUUGGCUGAU